CGGAGCCCCCUCUUAUUUACUUGUCACCCUCUUCCCCCCCCAGAAGGCCCAGAUUGAAGGAAAGGCAUAAACACGAUCCAACCACCAUAUUCUGUGCCAGAACGUGGUCUGAACGGAAUCUCUCCGUUCUGAUCUGCUAGGCGCGAACUUGAUUGACAUCAUGUCCUCGUCAGUACAACAGCGCAAGGCUGAAAUUCUUGCUAAGAAAGCCAAACUCGCCGAACUCAAGCGCCAGAGGGAAUUGCGCCAGAGGGAAUUUUCACAAGUCCGCGCUAAUAGCGGUGACGCUUCUGAGGUCGUAUCACCAGUACCCAGUCGUGCAGACAGCAGAGCCGAGCUCGAUGACUUUAUCUCUCGUCUUGUCGACCGUCCUGGGUCGGCUUCAAUCGGCCACGGUGCUGAUGGCCACUCGCGCAAAGGCAGCCGACCGAAUUCUGUCCUCAGCGCCAGCCAGUUGAGCGGGGACAACACCGAAGCUUUUAGUCCUCCUGCGCGAACCGUUUCCCAUUCAAUCGCAGUCCAAACAGUCGGAACAGAGCUCUUUGCUGCGGCCACCGAACCACAAUCAGCCCCUGAGCCUAAACCUGAGAUUGUCACAUACAGUAAAGCAGUACAAACCGAUGAUCUAAAAGGAUCCGAUGGGACACCUAUCGACUCCGAAGAUGAAGGUGGUACGAACCGUCUCGGCAAGAAAGCCAGGGAAGUUGAUGAGGAGAUCCUGAAGAAACUCCGCAAAGAGAUUGAGGAGGAAAUACAGACCGCCCAACAGAAAUCCGAACAUGAAACUGGAUCUGAAAAGACCAAAAUGCGAUAUCCGCUUCGCACACUGGAUGAGGAUGAACUCAAGGCUGUUACCUCUUCGGACGACUUCUUAGACUUCGUUGAACGGUCGGCAAGAGUGAUCGAGCGGGCAUUGGAUGAGGAAUAUGAUGUUCUGGCCGACUACGAGCUUGGAGGUGUGGAUGGUGAGCUGGACGAUGAUGACGAACAUGGCAAAAAGAGACGAGGCAUCCGGGAGGUCUGCCAGUUCUGGGAUGAACGAUGGAGCAAGAAACGUAUGAUUAGCGAUCUGAGCUUCUCUCCAAAGUUUCCAGAACUCGUCCUGGCAGCCUAUACCAAAAAUCCGUCUGCGCCCCAUGAACCCGAUGGCCUGGUCCAGAUCUGGAACCAACACCUGCACUCUCGCCCAGAGUAUGUUUUCCAUUCAACCUCCGAUAUUUUAGCCGCCAAGUUCUCUCCGUUCCACCCAAACCUGAUCGUCGGUGGGUCAUACUCGGGCCAGGUCCUGCUCUGGGACACUCGUUCGUCACGAGCAGGGGGAGGUGCACCGGUUCAGAAGACGCCACUGACCGGCUCCGGACAUACCCAUCCUGUCUACAGCAUUUCGAUAAUCGGUACUCAAAAUGCCCACAAUAUCCUCACAGCAUCUACCGAUGGCGUUGUCUGUGGGUGGACCGUUGAUAUGCUUUCACAGCCCCAGGAAUAUUUAGAGCUAUCUACACCUCCCCCUUCGAAAACAGAAGACCUUGCACCAACGACCAUGUCCUUCCCCCAAUCCGACCCGACAUUUUUCAUUGUCGGCACCGAAGAGGGGGGCAUCUAUCCAUGUCACCGUUACGACCGCGCAGGGGCUAAGGCUGGUACCGACCAUCGUCUGGCGUAUCGUGGUCAUGCGGCGCCAAUCAUGUCCACUGCAUUCCACCCGGCGCGAGGCCCUGUUGACCUGGGAGAUCUGUUGCUUAGCUCGAGUCUGGACUGGAGCGUUAAACUUUGGCGUGUCCGGCCCCCAGCAACGACCGCCCCGGCCACCUCAGCCAUAGCGACGACUCAAGUCGUGUCUCCGAUCCUCGAAAUCAAUCGUGAAGAUGUGGUGUAUGAUGCCAAAUGGUCUCCUCACCGCCCUGGAGUCUUCUCUCUUGUCGAUGGUGCUGGCAACCUCGAGGUCUGGGAUCUCUAUACAGACACGGAAGUCCCAGCUGUGAAGACGACGCCAUCUAGGGGCCGUGGUGGCAUUCUAACGCGGAGUCUAAACAAGGUAGCCUGGGAGGAGCGAGAGGGUAGACGUCUUGCCACGGGCGGACUCGACGGUGUGGUGACAGUGUUUGAAGUAGGCAAGGGGCUCGGCGGCACGCCGGAAGACGUGCGCGCAGAAGAAUGGACAGGACUUAAGAAGCUUGUUGGGCAAUGGGAGCAGAAGGACCGUAUGAGCUGAGCUUGACGAGUCCUGGGUCCAUGACCUGACGACUUCUGUAUUUCGGCCUACCGAACGACUGGUGAAUCUUUGAUUCAGCAACAUUUGGUGCCUCACUAUCAAGCAUGAGCACGUCGUUCUUUACACUGAGCACUACCCUUACUGGUCUGAAAGGGCCUCUUGCUAUGGACUAAUCUUCUUCAACCCAAUAUGUAUCAAAUUUCGAGCGGCGCCUUGAUUCAGCUUAUCAUAUACCCCACGGGCAGCUUGUUGAUGUAUCUAGGCAUGUUUAGGGCUGGCGAACAGACGAAUUAUCUUUCUAAUUAUCUUUCUAGAGUGUACAUUAGGU
Aspergillus saccharolyticus JOP 1030-1 is the source of this 2540-nucleotide messenger RNA. Its product is annotated as putative dynein intermediate chain. The coding region runs from base 161 to 2212 and encodes 683 amino acids. The record is from RefSeq and is a predicted model, not a curated record. Gene Ontology annotation, cellular component: cytoplasmic dynein complex. Gene Ontology annotation, biological process: transport along microtubule. The transcript is spliced from 3 exons. Gene Ontology annotation, molecular function: dynein light chain binding; dynein heavy chain binding. NCBI's taxonomy places the organism in Eukaryota, Fungi, Ascomycota, Eurotiomycetes, Eurotiales, Aspergillaceae.